ACUGAGAUCAAAUUUAGUAAAGAAUGGAGCCAGUUCAAUUCUUUACAAAAUACCGGAAUCUAAUCAUCUUCAUGAUGUUUGGUUCCGUUAACGGUUCCCCUGUGAAUUUUCCGCCGAUGCGGCUGGAACGCCAUUCUGAAAUACUCUGAUAGUGUUUCCAGUAGCGCAUUUCUGCAGCAGCGCUGCCCUCUACUGGGUCAAAAGCAUAAAACACACAAACAAAUGGCUCUCUAUGAGCCGGCUCUGUUGAAUCUACAGCGCGAAACAGACAACGCUUCUGGAACAGUCCGAUUCCUAAAAGGAUGACUCAUAUGAGCCGAUUCGUUUGAAUCUAAAGCGUGAAACAUACAAUGCUUCUGGUCUAGUCCAGUACAGUAUUAAUCUUACACUGAUGUGCAAGUUAUGAAUGUCCAACUUGAAAUUAAAUCAGAACUGUUAAAGUCUUACAAGCUUGAAGUACAACAUUAGACAAUAGAAUACAGUCUAAACUGUCUCUGGAACUGUUAAUGUUAUGACAUGUGACUUUACCUGUGAGACUUUAAUCAGCAGUGCAGUUACUGACUGGCUGUUCAUAUGACAAUGUUUAAUUAAAGGUACAUGAGUUUAGUAAUACAAGGAAUUUUAUAUUAUUAAAAUGUUUUUUUUUUUUUGUGAAAUAUACCAUCACAUUCCUUGUUUGUUUAGAUACAGUCCAGAUAUAGCCUAGGUAGGAUCCAUUAUUUGCUUGGAUAUACAGUAUGUCUCUAAAAAGUCAGCAAACACACCUUUUACAAGAAUUGUAUUACAUUUAUUUCUGAUUUGUUAUAUCUGCUCUGUAGAAAUCUUAAAGGAUCUCAUCAUUUGGCAACAGACUUCCAAUAAGAAUUGUAUUUCUCAUUUUCAAAUAAUUCUUCCUCAGAAGUAAUAAAAGAACUACUGGAAUCGUUACUGGAACCGUUAAGGAACCGGAAUCGUUAAAUUCCUAACGAUUCCCAUCCCUAAAGACAAGAACUUGAAUGAUGAUCCCAGCAGGGGCCUCUUCAUUUAAUUUUUUUUUUAUUUGGAGCAUUACCAUAAAUUCCUCUGGGAGGGAAAAGCAUAGAGCUGUUGUGAAGGUGUCAUAUACAGCAGUAGUUUGUAUACGCCGAGAGAAACUCGUUGAAGACUGUGCCCUUAGCUGCUCUCUAUUGCACUGAAGAUAAAGACUUUUAUAAAUACUUUAAAACAGUUUAAUUAUGAACAGAAGGAAUGGAACGGGCCCUUUUAUUUCAUCCAGGCUGCGGACCCCCAGCUUGGCCUGAUGAAAGCGUGGAGGAUAGGUGACUGUGAUUCAGGAGGGGAUGAGUGGGCUGAGGAGGUCCAGCUUACAAAGCAGGCAAUCCAGGCCAUUAACAAACUACAGCCCAGACCUCGCUUCAUCGUGCUAUGUGGAGACCUUGUCCAUGCUAUGCCUGGCAGUCCGUUCAGAAAAGACCAGGUGAAGGAUCUCAAAGAAGCACUGAGAGGCACUGAUCCUGACAUUCCCCUUGUGUUUGUCAGUGGUAAUCACGACCUUGGCAACACACCCACUCCAGACACCGUGGAGCAGUUUUGCCGUGACUGGGGUGAUGAUUACUUCAGUUUUUGGGUGGGUGGCGUGUUGUGUUUGGUGCUGAACUCCCAGUUCUUCUUCGACUCAUCAGGCUGCCCUGAGCUAAUGGAGGCCCAGGAGGUCUGGCUGGAGAGCCAGCUGCAGAGAACUGCCCAGAUCUCCUCAUGCCAUGUUCUCGUCUUUCAGCACAUUCCACUCUUCAUCCGUACACCUGACGAAGAGGAUGACUACUUCAACCUGCAGAGGGGUAUGCGAGAGCGCCUGGUCCAGAGAUUCAAACAUGCAGGAGUUAAAGCCGUGUUCUCCGGUCACUACCACAGAAAUGCAGGGGGAAGCCAUGAUGGGUUGGAUAUGGUGGUGAGCUCAGCGAUUGGUUGUCAGUUGGGGGAUGACACCCAUGGUGUAAGAGUGGUGGUAGUUACUAAAGAUGAGAUCAUCCAUCGCUAUUAUAGUCUUGACCAGUUAACCGAAAGAGGACUGGAUGAAGACCUGAAGAAACUGCUGGCAUGAACGCUCCACCCACAGCCAAUAAUUAUGCAGUUGUAUCAUAAUUUUCAAAAGAAAAGUGACCACACCUCAUCAGAGUCUUUUUCAGCAUUCCAUUCUAGGAACUGUUAACUGCGCCAAUGUGUGUGUGCAUUUAGGUGUGUUUUUUACAGAAAUAAAAAGAGCCUUACCUUCCGAAUAUAUUAACAAGCAUUAGUAAUAUGAACCAGUGGCACUUUUGAUCUUUGGCAUUUAUAUCACCUGUCUCUACACUCAAAUCAUGCAAAUACAUCUGAGAAAUCCUUAAACACUAAAGUUAAGUCACCUUGUCUUACUAAUGGAGUGAUCCGAUGGUACAGUACAAUGGUAUUGUAAUAGCACUGAACAUUUUGGAUAACAGUUUGAUGAGUUCACUCCUUGCCCCUCUCUGCUUAUUAUUCUCUUCCAUCUCUGAGAAGAGGAAAGAGGCAAUCUCCAUGGUUACUAUUGAAAGACGUGGCUGCCUUGACCGGGACAGUGAGUCACUUGUUUCGUGGGUGGAUCACCAAAAACAUAAUUGCUGACCUCACCUCUCACUUGUGACUAAGAAGCUUCCAAAAGAGGCCGGGUGUGAUUGAACAACUUUAGAAGUAUGCAGCAAGAAAGAUUUUUAAAAAGACCAAGCUCUUGUCUGAAUUCAGUCAGUGACCUUGCACUUCCUCAUCUGUCCUUGUUUUGUGUGAGUCUGCUUGUUAUGAAAAAUUGCAAAUUCAAUUUCACAUCCUGGAGGGACUAAACUGUUGCAGCAUCAUAGCUGUUAAAAUUCAACUGGAUUUAACUUGGAUGUUUUGUUUUCUCUGGAUCUUCCAAUGUAACUUUUAUUUUUAAUGUUUAAAGAGCUAUGAUCAUUCAGUACACGGCUGUAUUUUAUAUUUUACCUUGGAAUUUAGAUAGAUUUCAUUAUUAAAGAGAAAUUGUAUGA
Molecule: messenger RNA, 3017 nt
Organism: Myxocyprinus asiaticus (Chinese sucker)
Lineage: Eukaryota; Metazoa; Chordata; Actinopteri; Cypriniformes; Catostomidae
Gene: cpped1
Product: calcineurin-like phosphoesterase domain containing 1
Exons: 5
Coding region: 1280-2080 (266 amino acids)
Molecular function (GO): hydrolase activity
Source: RefSeq, a predicted model, not a curated record